This is a messenger RNA of Zygosaccharomyces rouxii, 2346 nucleotides long. RefSeq names its product telomere-binding protein CDC13 (gene CDC13). Lineage: Eukaryota; Fungi; Ascomycota; Saccharomycetes; Saccharomycetales; Saccharomycetaceae. The transcript has a single exon. Bases 1 to 2346 code for a protein of 781 amino acids. The record is from RefSeq and is a predicted model, not a curated record.
AUGAGUUCAAGUUGUCUUUAUGUGGACUCCCCUGCUCAAAUCGGUGAAAUUGUUGGGAAUUGUGGAUGUGUAAGGUUCGUUUCACUACUUACAUCGGUUGAAUCUAGGAAUGAGUUCUACUGUUUAGAAAUGAACAAUUUUGCAAUGGGGACACCAACUUCAAUACCAUAUCGACCUAUACUACCGAAGAGGCAUGCUGACAGUGCUAGGUCGGCAAAGAUGGUAAUUGAAUUGAUAUGCAAUUGGUACAAUCUCGAUAUACCAGAACUACAAAAUGGUAUCACUUUUAUUAAGAAUAGGAUUCAUACUCAAUGUCUUUGUUUUUUAGAGUGUAAAGUCCUUUACAUGGCUACCCCUUCUGAAUCAAGUCAAAAUCAACCGUUCGAGGACCCUUAUUUGGGGUAUUUGGAAAGUGUUAAACCAUUAUCUUUCACUCAAGCUCAAGAGCUGGCUCUUGAAGCAUCAACAGACGUGGGGAAAACCAUUCGUAGUAUCCUUCAAAAUUUACAACUCAUGCACCAAAACGGUUCCAUCGGUUUUAAUUCGAAUUUAAUCCAACAACAACAACAACAACAACAACAACAACAACAACAACAACAACAACUACUACUACUACAAGAACAAUCCGAGCCUAAACAAGUUUCACAGUCAACGCAACAAUCAAGUAUCUCAUCUCAAUCCGAAAACAAUCAUUCUAGGACAUCAACCUCAAAUGGUUCCCACUAUCAAAAUAGUUUCAGAAGUAUAAAUUCUGGGAGUAACAAUACUCCUACAACACUUGCCUCUACAAAUCCGAUAUUUCCGGGAAAUAGAUUGAUUACAGUCGAAUCUCAACUCGAUUUUAAUUCUAUCAAUACGCAGAAUGAUGAGUUAUAUGAAGUAGAAUUAGAACCAACACCAGAACCUAAACGUAAAGAAAUAAUAAGGACAGUUUCUUCACCAAUGGGCAAAUCAUCAUCUUUCCUAGAAUCAGGUCCAUCUCCACCUAAGCGGCUAAAGAGAUCAAGAACAAGAAUCGAUCCAGCAAUUCUCAACGCAGAAGAAAGCGAUAUUUUUGAGCUCAAGGGAAGAUUCAUCGCAGUGCAUCCUUUGGAAAAUUUGAUAUAUUUUCUUCCAGAAGGAAUUGAAACACCUUCUCACCUAUCUCCUGGAAUCAAUUGCAUUGAAAUAUCAUCUGAGGCUAUGCCACUAGAAAAAGAAUAUACUAUCGAGAUCGAAAGAGUGGAAAAACCACUCUUCGAUGACAAGUUUACUCUACAAUGGAUUCUUAAGUCACCGGAACCGGAAUCAGAACCACCAAGCGGAAGGACUAGAGAUCAGCUCAUCUGGUUUAAAGAUCUAAAAAAGCAAGAUGAACAUUAUGUGAGAAUGAUAGCACUAUUGGUAUCUUCGGACCCCAAACAAAAAGGCAAAUUCGCUUCAGUAAUAUUUACAGAUUUCACCAAAAAUUCUGUAAGACAAUAUCCUUUAUUUGAUAAAUUUGUGGUCCACUACGAAAAAAAGCUAGAUGAGGAUGAAGGAAUAAGAACCUUAAUGUAUCUUGAUCGUUAUCGUGAAUUUGGUAAAAAGAUUCAAAAUGUCUAUAACAAAACACUCGAUCAAACCUACGCUCCAGACACUAUAAACCAUAGUGCUUCCCGAAUCGUAUGUGUCUUGACACUCAAAACUAAAAUGUAUCGCGGGUCACUAAAUGCCGUCGCCUAUGGGUAUGAGCCAAUUCAUGCCGGUAUGACGUUGACUUUAGAAGAACGUAGACACCUUUUCCAACUCUAUCAAAAAGCCAUCGAUACUCGCAAUGUACACUUGCUUGGUGAUAGAAUAUCACCCUUCCAUGUCCCUAGUAUCAACGCCGACAUUUCAGACUAUACUAUUAAACAUUGCAGCAAUCUAGAAGAACUUGAAAAAGCCACCGACGAUUUUCUGGAGACGAACUCGUCAUCACAAAUUUCGUCAUCACUUCAAUUCGAUCAAGAGUGCUUUUCGAUCAAUGCCAAAAUUCUAUACUUUUUCACCAAUGACAAUCCAAUCAACCAUUGGUCCUUACUAGUCGCAAUCGAGGAUAACAGUACCAAGACAAACGUCAUUUCGGGUGACCAUCGGUUCGUGGACCCUAGAAGCAUUCUACGCAUAGAAAUUUUCGGCAAAGAAAACUUAGAAUACUUCACAGCCAGUCAAUUAUCUAAAACUGAUAGCAUCCUACAACAAUUGGAUCAGUACCGGGGUAGAACAUGUAAACUACGGGUAAAAAGGGGCUACAUUACACUAAGAUCGCAGAUCGCAUUACUUGUAUGGUGUCCCAUUGAACUAACUCUCGAAGAAUUAGAAGUAAAGCUGGAAGAAAGUUAG